Messenger RNA from Dermacentor andersoni, 1891 nucleotides. Lineage: Eukaryota; Metazoa; Arthropoda; Arachnida; Ixodida; Ixodidae. The record is from RefSeq and is a predicted model, not a curated record.
ACUUCGGCUCGUAUUCUUGCCCAUGUUACUGAUGUGGAUUCUGCAAGGGUCGGCUGCUAGUACAAACGCGAUAAAUCGUAGGUGCAGUGAGGUUGGAACUGUGUAAAACAGGAAAACAGACGAGAACAUCACUUUCCACGCUUCGUGCGUGCAUAACUAGUACCUGCGCUUCGUGUAAGGUUGUCAUAAAGUGCGCGAAAUGUUAGCGUGUCGUCGACUACUUGCUCUUCGUUCUCAAACCACGCUCAUCUCGGCGUGUACGCCGCACCAAGGUCAAUGUUACAGCACGACCAAGGCCCUUCAUAAAUCGCAUUCAAAGCAGAAGAUCGUGCUUACUGACGAUGGCUCCACGAUUGUCUGCUGGCAUCCAGAAGAGGAGUUUCCCUAUGAGCAUACGAAGCCGCUGCCAAAUAUAAGGUCCAAGCUGAAUGAGGAAAACUCUGCACUGAAGCUGCAGUACCGAUUGGAGGAAAUCGAGACGCGUUACAGAAAUGAACGGCUGGAGAUUGAAGCUCUGACAAAAAUGACAUACACCACCAAGCACAGAUGGUAUCCGAAAAACAACAAGAAGUAUAGGGUUCCCAAACCACCACUUGAUAGAGAAGGGCUGUAAAUUUCAUGAGCAAAUAGACACCAAGGCCUUGCAGCCUAACGGUGACUGUUUCUUGUCAGUCGCAUCUUGUGCAUCAUCGAGGUGCGACGCCACUGACGACGCUCUUCAUCACACCAGUAUAAAGCCCCUGGAUCUUUGAAAAGUAGGGAAGGGCUUUGAUCUUGCCGCCGAGCUACAUGACUGCAAGAUAACUUCAGCGCUCCCCCUGGUUUGGGCCAGGAGCAGCUGGUAGACUUUAUAUGCCUCGCACGCAUCAUUUUCCAUUCUCAAAUGGCGCGCACAUUUGUGCCUGGACAUGUGCUUUGAUAUGACGAUAACUGUUUUUGCAGUUGCAUGGUUCUUCUUCAUUUGUUCAUGCAAAGGGAAAGGGAAAUGAGCCAAUGGCUUGAAAAGAGAUGCUGAACUCUUGUAUUGACCGCCUAAUGUCACGCAGCUGCUUAAUGUAAUGUUGCUCAUCGAGCUCACGCAUAUCUAUUUCUCUUGGCACAAACCAGCAAGUGCUAUUGGCAGUUGUGAUUACCUUCAGAAGAUCCAGGGGCCUUACGCCAGCAUUAUGAGAAGCCUGUUAGCUGCCAGCUUGCUGUUUCUUCUGAUCCACAGCAGUUGUCUUGCCCGCUGCAUGGCACGUCGCACCUGCGUAUGUUUAGAACACCCUUUCAGGAGUUCGAGUGGAACACUAAGCCUUGCUGUCGCUAUCAAUGCUUCGUCCUUUGGGUGAAACUUUCACCUGCCAGUGUUUUAUUCAGCCUGUCACAGCGACAUUUUUUUCGAUGGCAUUCUGCUGCUGAGCAGGAGGUCAUAAGUUUGAUUCCCAGCCACAGCAGCUGCAUUCCAGUGGGGGUGGCAUCUAAGAAUGUGCAUGUGAUUACAUUUACCUACACAUUGACGAACCCCAGGUGGCCAAAAUUAAUCUGUUGACCUCUCACACACCCACACACUCUAAUAGCUUAUGUUGCUUUGGGACAUUGAUCCACAUAACUUGAUUUGCAUUUGAUGUUGUUUUUUCAUGUUGGGUCCAUAGUGUGCGCAUCAUUUCUUGGCUGCGAAGACACUCUGGUGACUUAGAAAACCAGCUUUUAAGUGACAUUUCGUGAUGUAUACCAGUCUCUUUAGCAAGAUUAUUGUGAAACAUGUCAGUUGAUGUUCUCUUACUUACCUUAACCUCUUUCUUUAAUUUUUAUAUUUCAGGUGCAAGGGCGCUCUAUUUGUGCAAGCGUAUAGCCACAUUUAGUUUAGAGAUAUUCCAUGCUUGUUAAUAAAGUCACAAUGAGAUCAUAA